CUGUUGCCAAGCUUCGCAGCCCCUGCCCAUUGGUCGCCCGUGCCGGGAUGAUGUCAUCCCAGCCGCGGGAGCUCGGCGUGUAAACAACCUGGCCCCGCCCUCUUGCACGUGGCGUGCGCCGAGCAGCGGCCGCUUUCCCGUCCCUUUCUAGGGGCCCCCUUUGUGACAUCAUCCGGACGCUUCCCACGCCUGAGCCGUGCCCCGCCCCAGGGUCACUGCCCGGGGGAACUGCGGAACGACUGGCGGCGUGUGGCGCAGACACAGCAUGGGGGGGGAGCAGUCGGGAAGUCGCAGGGGGCUGCAGGCAGGGCUUGCAUAAGGAGGCCAUGCAGCUGAGAUUGGCAAGUGGGGUGGUCUCACCACCCCCACCGGUGUGCAGGAAUGGAGUUGCAACCUCGUCCACAGAGACACUGGUCCCUACAGUUGCCGCUGAAGUUUCUCAGGGCAUAGACCAGGUAUUUGAACCAGCUGAUGCUUUACCAGCCCGGAGCGAGGCAGCUGCUGUACAGCCCGUCAUUGGGAUCAGUCAGAGAGUCCGGCUGAACUCCAAAGAAAAGAAGGACUUAGGAACAUUAGGCUAUGUGAUGGCCUUUAGCAUGGUGGUGAUAAUCAUUGCCAUUGGAGUUGGCAUUGUUGUAGGCUACAUCUACAAAAGGGGCAAGGACUUGAGGGCGCAGCACGAGCAGAGAGUUUAUGAGCGUGAAAUGCAGCGCAUCACCCUUCCACUUUCUGCCUUCACUAACCAGGCCUGUGAGCUUGUGGAUGAGAACACGAUAGUGGUGCACACCAACCAGACCCCUGUGGAGGAGGCACAGAAUGGCAAUGCACCACUCAUGGAGCAGGCGGGUACUCCUGGUGCCUGAAGAACUAGGGCCGGGAGAGGCAUAGGUUGGAAGUAUCCAGGCUCUCUUGUGUCCCAAUCUCUUGUGUUGGGACCAGGGGUUCAUUUGUAUUUUUUUGUUGAUGAAUUCCAGCAAUUGACAGAACUUACAGAUGCACUGAAAUGGGGGCUGUUCAUUGUAGUCCAUGACGGUGACCAUUGUGUGGCUAGCAAGACUUGUUUCACAUACAGAGUUGUAGCUGCAGCCUCAGGUAACUCCUCUCAUCUCCAGGGCGUGUUACAGCAGGGGAGAGGGAGUGGUUUCUCAGGCUAGUCAUGUGCUACCCAGGCCCCACAUCCCAUAUUCAGAAUGUGGAUUCUUAGCUUCCUCUGUCCCGUACCCUUCCCUUUUGACCUGUGCAGUGUUACUUGCAGCUGAGCCUGUACUCUGACACAGGAGCAGUAUUGUCGGGACUGGAGGAGCUUCCUCGCAGGGUUAUGCAGAGAACUAUUUGAGACUUUGAAUGUAAAGUUACUUUAGCAGACUGCUUGAGAAAAGCUAUCCCGGGCAAGUUUCUCCUUGAGAAUGGCAACAGUCAGUGGCAACCACCCAUAGGGUACAUGAAGGGUGAGGUUUCCUCCGGGAGCUAAGGUUUUUGGUUAAAGAGGAGAGAGAUGGUUUAGCUCCCGUGUAUUAGAGAUCUUUUGCAAGAUGCUCAUAAGCCCAAGUCUUCCAAGGGGCCAGGCCACACUCCUGCUUUCCUGGGCUGGUACAACAGGAACCUGGUUCCAAAACAUCCACCUGGUGUGUGUAUGUGGGAUUUGCUUCAGAGUGAUUUACAGCAGGAGGGGAGCAGAAAGUGGAGUGAAAGAAGACAACCCCUCUGCUUCAGGGAGAGCAGCCAAGUACUCUUGGCUUCUUAAAGGGAAGAGAGCCAUUUCUGACUUUCAGACUUCCCCCAAGGAAACGAGAGAUUGAGCCAGGCCUGGGGUGAAUGUAACUGGACAGCACUUGGCUGAGGGAAGGACAAAGCAGUAGCUAUGCUCAGGGCUGCCCAGAGGAUUCAGGGGGUCUGGGGCAAAAGCAAUUUUGGGGGCCCCUUCCAUAAAAAAGGAUCAGACCUCCGACAUUCUUGUGGGGGCCCCUGCAGGGCCUGGGGCAAAUUGCCCCGCUUACCCCUCUCUGCUCCCCCCUGGGCGGCCCUGGCUGUGCUGCAGGCUCACCAAGGCCUUGUGCAUCCUGUUCUGUGUCCCUUCCAUAGGCCACAGGAGAGUUUACACUGCAGAGGCUGUUUUUAUCUAAACCGGCUAGGUUGCACAAAGAUGUUAGCAUAGGUGUAUCAACAAGCAGCACUUGUUCCCCAGAGGGGGGUUGCUGGUGAUUUAUCACCUACCUAGGGCUAAUUCUAAGAAAUGCACACCCCUAUCUCUGCAGCAGGGCUCAAGCCAUCCAAAUAAGCUUUUCUACCCAUGUACUUUAAGGGGACUCAUUGUGCAGAGUACCAUGUCAAUGUUUGUAUGGUCCGGAAAAGGGAAUUUUUUUAAAGCUUUUGAAUACUAUUUGUUUGUACAUAUUUUAAAUACCUCAUGAUCAAGAUGCAGAUUAUUCUGCUUGUAUUAAAGCUUAAAAAUGAAAAUAAAGGCUCUGUGGAAACCUGA
Messenger RNA from Pelodiscus sinensis (Chinese soft-shelled turtle), 2479 nucleotides. The record is from RefSeq and is a predicted model, not a curated record. NCBI's taxonomy places the organism in Eukaryota, Metazoa, Chordata, Testudines, Trionychidae.